UCCAUCUAUAUAACCGUUUCACUAAAAAUCUGUAAGUCUCCUUAUAGCCGACAUGGAAAGAACUCAAGAACUCUAUGCCAAUGGUCUGCAGAACAUAGAAGCAAACCUGGCAGAUCAGGAGGAAAUGAAUAACACCAUAGAAAUCGAAUCAUCUCCCAUACCUCAACCAAAGAAUUAUAAAAGGUGGCUUCGUAUCUCCAUUUAUGUAUUCUUUUUCCUCUCCUGCCAAGCACUUUCCACAAUUCUUGGAAGAUUGUACUUUGAAAAUGGUGGUAAGAGCACAUGGAUGGGGACACUUGUCCAACUAAUAGGCUUCCCUGUUCUGUUUCUCUUCCGCUUCUUUUCCAAAAUCAAAACACCAAAAUCAACAGAUACAAGUUUCAGACAGUUCCCUUCCUUCAUCACUCUUGGAUCAGUUUACAUUGUCACAGGACUAUUAGUGUCUGCUAAUUCUUAUAUGUCCUCAGUAGGGCUACUCUACUUACCAGUUUCAAAUUUCUCUCUUAUCUUAGCCUCACAACUAGCCUUCACUGCCUUUUUUUCAUAUUUCCUAAACUCUCAAAAAUUCACACCUUUCAUAGUCAACUCUUUGUUUCUCCUUACUAUCUCCUCUGCUCUCCUUGUUGUCAACACUGAGUCACAAAGCACAGCAGAUGUUUCUAGAGUAAAGUAUGUGAUAGGGAUCAUAUGCACCAUUGGUGCUUCUGCUGGCAUUGGACUGCUUCUAUCUCUAGUACAACUGAUCCUCAGGAAAGUUUUAAGGAACCAUACUGUCUCAACGGUCGUGGACUUGGUUGCUUACCAAUCUCUAGUUGCAAGCUGUGUGGUUCUCAUAGGACUCUUUGCAAGUGGGGAGUGGGAAACUUUGACAAGUGAGAUGGACAACUACAAACUUGGGAAAGGGCCAUAUGUUUUGACUUUGGCCUCCAUAGCUAUUUCAUGGCAAGUUUACACCAUUGGUGUUGUGGGGUUGAUCUUUGAGUCGUCUUCUGUGUUCUCUAAUUCCAUAACUGCUGUGGGAUUGCCUAUUGUUCCUGUUGUGGCAGUGAUAGUUUUUGGUGAUAAAAUGAAUACGUCUAAGAUCUUCUCCAUCAUUUUAGCUAUAUGGGGUUUCAUUUCAUUCGUCUAUCAGCACUACCUAGAUGAAAAGAAGUUGAAGCUUAGCCAUACAGAUCAUGUAGGAGGUCCUCCUCUACCUGUUGAUGAAGGUCGCACAAACAUACAAAUCGUAUAA
Messenger RNA from Brassica oleracea var. oleracea, 1234 nucleotides. Its product is annotated as probable purine permease 8. Gene Ontology annotation, molecular function: purine nucleoside transmembrane transporter activity. The transcript is spliced from 2 exons. Gene Ontology annotation, cellular component: membrane. The coding region runs from base 53 to 1234 and encodes 393 amino acids. The record is from RefSeq and is a predicted model, not a curated record. NCBI's taxonomy places the organism in Eukaryota, Viridiplantae, Streptophyta, Magnoliopsida, Brassicales, Brassicaceae.